Nicrophorus vespilloides is the source of this 1200-nucleotide messenger RNA. RefSeq lists its product as uncharacterized. The record is from RefSeq and is a predicted model, not a curated record. Bases 177 to 1100 code for a protein of 307 amino acids. The transcript has 2 exons. NCBI's taxonomy places the organism in Eukaryota, Metazoa, Arthropoda, Insecta, Coleoptera, Silphidae.
GUCUAGUUAUUAUUGUUGCAUUAAACAAUAUGUUGCUAUUCGUUGUGUCAGUGUGAGCGUCGAAUAUUUGGAAAUUGUAUAGGUACGUUAUAGUGUUGAUAAUGAAGUAUCUUAAUUAGUUAAUUUAUUGGUGAUGUCUUGAUCUUGAACGAUAAAGAAAGCAGUGAUUGUCCAGAAUGAACGAUCAAUCAAUGUUUGUGUUUGAACUCGGCGAGUUGAGGAAAAAUGUAAAUGAUUUAUGCGAAUGUCCAUUGAAAUUGGACGAUUCUCAAACGAAAGACAUGGUGCGCGAAUGCGUUAAUAUUAUAAAGCACGUUGAAAUGCAGAAAUGCAAAGAUUUGAAGUGGACUGCGAAGAUGUUUAAGAACAUCGCCUCACACUUGGAGCAGUUCAAGAACUUCAGUUGUUCCAAUCCCAUUGUAUCUGAAAAUAUUAAACACCGGAUGGAUUCGUGCAUCGGGAUGGAUUACCUUCUGCCCAGUUUGAAAAUUGAUGUCGAUAGUUUGGAGAAUUUUUUGCGGAGCACUUCGAAAGAAGUAUUGCAUUUGCACGCCGGCAUUAGGCACGAGACUGUGAGCUGGAAGAAACGGGAGUGUCUGGAGGAUUUGAAUAAAUUGUACAAGAUCGUCCAUACGAAAUACUGCAAAGUUAACUGCGGCCUACACGAGGUGCUUAAAUACGUUAAGGAGUUGCUGCUAGAGCAGGCAAAAGCAAUUUCCCAACUCGAUAUGGUGAUGGAUUACAUGGACAAUGUUAAGAGUUACAUCGUUUUAGAUGGAAGUUAUUUGAAGGAUUUCAGGGAAUCCGUUGAGAAUCCGAACCCGAGGAUCGAGAUGAUCCUGCUUAGAUCGCUGGAGAUGACGAAUUGCGAUGAUCGCCGCGAGUUUUGCUUCGAGGAAUUGCACGAGGUGUGGAUGGAAUACGCCGAUCUAGAGGAGAGUUUGAACGACUUGAAAGAGGUCAUUUGUAAUUUGCAAGAAUCGCAUGACUUGUUGCAGACUGUCGGAGAGUCUAUCGCGAAUUUUAGUCUUCUGUGCUCGUACGAUUUACAAUUGCACUCGAUCGAAUCACAAAUUUCGAUGAAUUCAAUGACUUUAUGAUUUAAAGUCAAGAAAAUGAAGGCAAUCGGAUGUGAAAUUUAAUAUCCGAUGCAACAAACAUUUUAUAUUUGUAAGAUUAAUAUAAGUUUUCAAUUUUGAU